AUGAUGACCUCUACCUCGCCCUAUCCCCAUUCCCAGCUCACCCAGGGACUUGCGCCUGCUAGCCCAUGCUCUAUUGCCUGCUCAUGGGCUCCUCUCCCAUCAAGAAGCGAAACUAAAGACAACACAUCAUGUUCCAUCUCUAGCAGAGUUGUGGAAUAUUCGGUACCGACAUCACAGAUUGCACUGGUAUUACAAGGGUUACGCCAGCCAUAUACCCUAACCCCGGCCCAUCCAGUUCCCUUGGUAUCGCACCCCGAUGAGCUCAUGAUCAAAAUCCAUGCGAUCGGGCUUAAUCCAAUUGACUGGAAAUCAGUUGACUAUGGCUUCGGUAUCCCCUGUCUCCCCUACAUUGCUGGUCGGGAUUUUGCUGGUGUGGUUGUCAAAGCAUCCCAUGGGUCUGCAUAUGCAGAAGGCGACAUGGUCCUUUGUGCCUCCACAGACUACCGCGAUCAACGAAAAGCAGCAUACCAAGAGUAUGCUGUCGCCCAAGAACACACUGUUUGCAAAUUGCCGUCCCAUGUCCCUGUCACACACGGUGCCGCCCUGGGGGUUGCCUAUGUGGCAGCCGCCUUAGCGCUGGGAGUAUGCCUGAGCGUCCGGUUCCCGGCCCUGACAGGCAACGAUCUGUGCGAUAUUAUGCGGUCAUUACCGCCCGACUCUUUCCCUGCCGAUGUUCGAUCCGAGUGUCUGGAGUCUAUCAACGAACACGAGAGACCUUGCGAGGGAGAUUGGGUCGCCAUCUGGGGUGGGUCGUCCACCAGUGCGCUGUUCUUGUCCCAAAUUGCUAGCCUCGCAGGCUUAAAGGUCAUAUUGGUGGUGGAUGUGGCGAGACACGGAGCAAGACUGGCCAAAUCUGGCUGUGUUCUCGUUGACUGCCACGAUCCCACUAGGGCUGUCGUAACCAUCCGUGGCAUCACCCAGGGAAGCCUCCGAUUCGGAAUCGAUACCGUAGGCAAGGAAACUGCAGCACAACUCGCCCAAUGCCUAGAAACAAGCACGGAAAAGAGAGCCCAUCUGGUUGCUUUGGCGGCGCUACCCAAAGCAGAGGUGCCAGGCGUUGUUUACCACUCUGUGCCUAUGAAGAUCUUCCACGAGGUGCCUGAAAUUGGGAGAUGUCUGAUGCUCUGGCUGGGGAUCGCUUUGGAAAAGAAUUUACUAUCCCUUCCCACAGUUUCCACGAUUCCAGGGGGUUUGGGUGGAAUCAAUGCAGCCUUGGAUCAAAUGCGCCAGGGCAAAGUGUCGGGCAGACGCCUGGUCGUUCCUCUUUAA
Molecule: messenger RNA, 1269 nt
Organism: Penicillium vulpinum
Lineage: Eukaryota; Fungi; Ascomycota; Eurotiomycetes; Eurotiales; Aspergillaceae
Product: zinc-binding alcohol dehydrogenase family protein
Exons: 3
Coding region: 1-1269 (422 amino acids)
Molecular function (GO): oxidoreductase activity, acting on NAD(P)H
Source: RefSeq, a predicted model, not a curated record